CACUCUAUAUCGUUAACAACAGGUACUGGUAUAUCCAAAGGGAGCACAAAAACAAUAGAAGGUUUAGACUUCUCCUUACACCACGAGGCGUCGAUAGGCGUGAAGAGUAGUAAGUAAGUAAAGUAAGAUGGGGGUUUGUCAUUACGCGGUUCCGUCAUGCUUCGUCCCAUCGCUGUCGUGUGCAGCUUCAACUCUCUUUCGUUCUCGCUUCAGACCCACCAUCCGAUGCUGCACCACUCUAUCCAAUACCUCUCCACGGACUCCUACUCCAUCCCCAACCUCUAUCAAGAAACGAGUUGUCUCCGGAGUUCAACCUACCGGUUCAAUUCACCUUGGAAACUACUUCGGUGCCAUCAAGAAUUGGGUUGCCCUUCAGCAUGUGUACGAUACACUUUUCUUCAUUGUGGAUCUGCAUGCGAUUACAUUACCUCAUGACUCACAGCAAUUAUCUAAGGAUACAAAGUCAACCGCAGCCAUUUACCUGGCAUGUGGGGUGGAUCCUUCAAAGGCUUCAGUUUUUGUCCAGUCUCAUGUCCGUGCACAUGUAGAAUUGAUGUGGCUGCUAAGUUCUAUAACACCAAUCGGCUGGCUAAACAGAAUGAUACAGUUUAAAGAGAAAUCUCGCAAGGCGGGGGAUGAUGAAGUUGGGGUUGCUCUUUUGACUUAUCCUGUUCUGAUGGCUUCUGAUAUACUUCUAUAUCAGUCUGAUUUUGUUCCUGUUGGUGAAGAUCAAAAGCAGCAUUUGGAGUUGACCCGUGACUUAGCUGAACGGGUUAAUAAUUUAUACGGAGGAAGAAAGUGGAAGAAAUUAGGCGGGCGAGGAGGUACUAUAUUUAAGGUUCCAGAGCCCCUUAUACCUCCAACCGGAGCUCGGAUUAUGUCCCUAACCGAUGGCCUGUCGAAGAUGUCAAAGUCUGCACCUUCUGAUCAAUCCAGAAUCAAUAUUCUUGAUCCUAAAGAUCUUAUAGCAAACAAGAUCAAACGUUGCAAAACUGAUUCGUUUCCAAGCUUGGAAAUCGACAAUCCUGAAAGGCCUGAAUGUAAUAAUCUUCUCUCUAUAUACCAGCUCGCUUCUGGAAAAACAAAAGAGGAAGUUGCGCAUGAAUGCCAAGACAUGAACUGGGGCACAUUCAAACCUCUUUUAACAGAUGCCUUGAUUGAUCAUUUGCAUCCCAUUCAGGUUCGCUAUGAGGAACUCAUGUCAGAUUCAGGUUAUUUAGAUAAAGUAUUAGGAGAAGGUGCUAAAAAUGCAGCAGAUAUAGCGGAUGCUACUCUUCAUAAUGUUUACCAAGCAAUGGGAUUUUCGAGGAGACAAUGAUGGAUGAUGCUAAACAUAUAAGCUAUAAGAUUGGUGAGAUGACCACUUAAUUAAAGCUAAUUUUUAUAUGAUUCAUCAUCAGCCUCAUUUUGGAGUAAUCAUGGGCAUGUAUAGUUCACCGCUGGAAGUGGAAAUAUUAUUUGACGCAAAGCCUAAAGGUUGUGUAUUCCUGAUGCAAUAAGCUCGUUUUUUUUUUUUUUUUUGGUUCACUCAAUGACUACCGCUGUUGCAUUCUUUUAGUUUUACUUUACUUGUUUUCGGUCUUCUUCAUUAUUUAUUUGCACUGUAAUAUUGAAACCAAAUUGAUAAAGAUUUCACCAUUGUAUUUGAUGGAGACACAACCUAGUCAUCUUAAGUUGGGAUUUUCUGCAAUGCAUAACUCUGUUUAUGAGAGAAAGACAGAGGACUGCAUUGAUGCUAAUGGUAGGCCUUUUUUGAUCGGA
Messenger RNA from Medicago truncatula (barrel medic), 1761 nucleotides. RefSeq names its product tryptophan--tRNA ligase, chloroplastic/mitochondrial. The record is from RefSeq and is a predicted model, not a curated record. The transcript is spliced from 15 exons. Gene Ontology annotation, biological process: tryptophanyl-tRNA aminoacylation. The coding region runs from base 128 to 1318 and encodes 396 amino acids. Gene Ontology annotation, cellular component: chloroplast; mitochondrion. Lineage: Eukaryota; Viridiplantae; Streptophyta; Magnoliopsida; Fabales; Fabaceae. Gene Ontology annotation, molecular function: tryptophan-tRNA ligase activity; ATP binding.